AUGGCCACCCCAGCUCAAGCUAAUAACACCCACAACAACGGUCCCAUCGACCACAACGACCUCAACGAAUGGAAGGAUCGUUUCAAUGACGUUCUCGCUCGCCCUAGCGAGCACGUCAACUCGAAGUCUCCCGAGACUUCUCGACCUUGGCAGAACGGCUUUUUCGGCUGCUUCAACCCUAUCGACCUUUGCGCCAUCACUUGCUGUGUUCCUUGCGUGACCUUUGGUAAAACCCAUCACCGUCUUCGUAAGAACGGCAGCCUCACGGGCUAUGAGCCUAUCAAUACUUCUUGUCUCAUGUUCUGGGGUUCCACUUGCUUUGGCCUCCAUUGGAUCCCUCUCGCCCUUCAGCGCGCCAACCUUCGUGAGAAGUACAAUCUCCAGGGCAGCUGUCUCGUCGAUCUUGCUACUGCUUGUUGCUGUGGGUGCUGCGAUCUGAUUCAACAAGAAAAGGAGGCAGAGUUUCGCGAGGCUCAGACUGCUAUCGCAAGCAAGGGCUACGAGGCCACAGCGGGAAUGAGCAUCCCCCAACCUGAGCAGAAAGUCUAA
Messenger RNA from Colletotrichum abscissum, 549 nucleotides. RefSeq lists its product as uncharacterized. NCBI's taxonomy places the organism in Eukaryota, Fungi, Ascomycota, Sordariomycetes, Glomerellales, Glomerellaceae. The record is from RefSeq and is a predicted model, not a curated record. The coding region runs from base 1 to 549 and encodes 182 amino acids. The transcript is spliced from 2 exons.